Molecule: messenger RNA, 3656 nt
Organism: Anopheles cruzii
Lineage: Eukaryota; Metazoa; Arthropoda; Insecta; Diptera; Culicidae
Gene: app
Product: palmitoyltransferase app
Exons: 9
Coding region: 685-2988 (767 amino acids)
Biological process (GO): peptidyl-L-cysteine S-palmitoylation; protein targeting to membrane
Cellular component (GO): Golgi apparatus; endoplasmic reticulum
Molecular function (GO): protein-cysteine S-palmitoyltransferase activity
Source: RefSeq, a predicted model, not a curated record
ACACAGCGAUUGUUCACAGAAGGGUGGGCAACAACAGAAGCACUUCAUAUUUUCAUCACAUUGCCUUAUGAUUCGCAAUCGAAACCAGUGCCACGGAAAACAAUAAUGCAAUAAUGGAUGCAGACUGUCGAUAUCUCACUUGUUACUGUGCGCUAUUUCACGAAACUGUGCCGCUUUGUCGAGGGGGCAUUUAGUGUGACCAAGCAGAAGAAAAGGAAGAAACUAAUAACAAACAAAACAAAAAACGUCGUCAUCGCAAAUCAUCAUCAGCAUCGAAAUUUUGCAACUACUUCAGCUUAAGAAAUGUAAUACGACAAUUGGCUCGUUGGCUGGAGCAAAAGCAAGAAACAAGACAUCCAUCAUUUCCGCUCAAAAAUUCAAAAAGCGUACGCCAGAAACCGGAAACUACCAUUCAAGUGACAUUCGAAAGCAAAAUACGUUGUUGUUCGAGCUUUCAGAAGCCGGAGGAUUGAAUCCAUCGUUGCAGCUGACUAAUUUUAGGAGGAUAAAUAAGGAGUAAUAAAUCGUCCUCCAACUCGACACGACCAAUGGUUCCCGCGGGCUCACAUCUUUGUAGUACAAACUAACAAUUGUUUGGUGAACACAGGGAGUUAUCGUCUCCUGAUGAAUCCAAGAUCCGGUUAGCAGCCGUUCAGAGCGAAAAUAGUAAAACAUAGCAAAACUAUGGCCCCGAGUCAAAAAGUGACAAAAAAGUGGGAAAUUUUUGCCGGCAGGAACAAGUUUUACUGCGACGGGUACCUGAUGACGGCACCGAACUCGGGAGUGUUCUACUUUACGGUGAUACUCAUAACCGUUACAAGUGGACUAUUUUUUGUCUUCGACUGUCCAUUCCUUGCGCAACGGAUAACACCUGCGAUACCGAUCAUAGGCGGUAUACUGUUCGUCUUCACGCUGAGUGCCCUCUUUAGGACGGCAUUCAGUGACCCGGGCAUCAUUCCACGUGCUUCCCAGGAUGAGGCGGCUUACAUCGAGAAGCAAAUCGAGGUGCCGAACUCGCUGAACAGCCCUACUUAUCGACCACCGCCCCGCACGAAAGAGGUGUUCGUGAAGGGCCAAACGGUGAAGCUGAAAUAUUGUUUCACCUGCAAAAUCUUCCGACCACCACGGGCCUCGCAUUGCAGCCUAUGUGAUAAUUGCGUCGAUCGUUUCGAUCAUCACUGUCCGUGGGUGGGCAACUGUGUCGGUAAGCGAAACUACCGAUUCUUCUAUAUGUUUAUCGUCUCUCUGGCGUUCCUAGCAGUAUUCAUAUUUUCCUGCACAACGACCCAUGUAGUAAUGUUAUUGAAGGAAGAUAAUCAGUUUAUUGACGUUGUCAAGCGGACUCCUUCCAGUGUGAUAAUAGCCGUAAUAUGUUUCUGUUCCGUGUGGUCUGUCAUCGGUUUGGCCGGUUUUCACACUUAUCUUACGACGAGUGAUCAAACAACGAAUGAAGAUAUCAAAGGAUCGUUCAGCUCCAAAGGAGGUCAGCAAUCCAUCAAUCCCUACUCACAAGGCAACAUUUGCCUAAACUGUUUUCACAUACUUUGCGGUCCCAUUACGCCAUCCUUGAUCGACAGACGGGGGGUCGUUACGGACGAGUAUCGCACGCAAAUGCAAGCCACUGACAAGUACAACAGUGCUACCGUGCCGCCAUUGGUCGUGAUGCAACCGGCAAUGGACACGCUCAAUAAACACUAUAGUUUAGAUCAUGAACUCCAAAACGCGGCCAACGGAACUGGCGGUGGCGUGUAUCGUCAGCGCAGCUGCGAUAACUUACAAAAUGGAAAGUCCAACAGCGUAGCUCACCUGGUGGAGAAUGAAGCGCCACUGUCUACGACGGGCAACGUGUCGGCGAUAGAAGAUACGACCACCACCACCAUCCUGCUGGAUGAAGAUGGAAUUGAACUAGAGCCAACGACCCUAGCCGAUGGACCGCACAUUGGUUCGCCGGAUGACGGAAGCAAUCAGCUGACCGGUAGCUACACGAAUCUAUUCCGUGAUCCAUCGCUCGGAGUGCCCGGUGGUGGUCCCGGACCGGUGACUUCGCACAGCACGAGCAAGCUGCAUUACGGUAGUCUGCUGAUGAACGAUUGUGACAAAAUUCAGAGCGCCGACGAAAUCAUUAACGUUAGCGAGCUGAUGAUGGUAUGCAGCGUCAGUGGGCACGAGAAUGUCUAUAGUAACAUUCCGCCAGCCCAGGUGUCACCGUCCGGGUCAGCAGUUGGGCUGUUGUCGCCCAAACGAACCAGUCAGGGAAGUAGUAAUUUAUCGGGGGUCGAGCUCUCGGUCGGAAACGGUGGCACACAUCAGCAUCAUCACCAGCACGUCUACUCCAACGUGAGCGGCGCGGCCGGGAUGGGUGCGAGCGUUGUUCUGGACUUUCAGCCCCCGGCGAGUAGUUUGGUGGGUGCCAACUCUCACCAAUUAACGGCCGGAACACAGCACCUUCCCAAGCAUUCGUCAAGCGGAAACCAUCCUGCAAUCGAGCAACAACCGCUGACUGAUCCCACACUCUUGCUUAGUUCCUCGUUCAUUGGCAACGAUCUCGAUCUCGACGAUCCCGUGUUAAGCAGUGCGUUCGCCACACCAAAAGCGGCGCCAUCCUCGGGGAAACCGCAUCCUUCCGAACGAGCGUCGCACGCACCGCUACCGGCACUGAAAGCGUCGCAACCGAUCAGUACGAUCGAAAUGAAGAAUGUCAUCAAAAUGCUAGAUCCGAACGCGAUCAUUCAGCAACAGUCAGCAAACGGAAUGGGAAUCGGACCGACGAACAGCACCACCGUCACAUCGACGACGGCGCAAAAUGCGACGAGCAACAACAACGCCAACGACGGGGACGGUUCCCCCCGGUUCAUUUCGCCCAGUGCCAGUCGGAUGCGAUUGCUGCAAGAAUCGACCAUGAUCGACACGGCGCUCGAUCUCGACAGCUUGGACGGCUCCAUUGGCAACCAUUCACAGUCUUGUCUCGUAAAGACAGCGAUCGUGUAGAAAGUCCCUAUCGCGAUCGCAGGCAGAGCACGUUCACAACAUUCUUCUGGUUGGUUCAAACACACAAACUUCAAGCGUGCUCGGCAGGGAAAAAGUGUAAAUAGAUCAUGAAUCGUUAGGAAAAUCUCAGAGAAAACAGCAUUUGGCACCCGCAAAGAACGAGGAAUCGCUGGGACGCCGGGACAGGAUAAAACGACUAGUUGAACCUAAGUACAACGAUUGGGACACGGACGAUACGGCGGCAGCUGAAAUGGUGGACCGAAAGCGCCAAACCGAUGUAGCAACGAAUAGGUUGAAAACAAAAUACAGCAACAUACUAACAGCAUUCGUUCUAAAAGCGUGUCAUUUUCAGUCAGUAAUUAUAUUGAACUCCCAAACGAUUGCUUCAAGGCCCGGGGGUGGUGAUACUAAAAACAACGACUUUUUUGCGUUUGAAUAGAACACUUUGGAACUACAGAUGUACAUUAGGUUUGCUCACUAAGCAGUGCUGGAAGUUCACUACUGCCCUCUGAUAGACUAAAAUCGAAGCGGGAAAUACACAACAUUGUUGCAAUGAGUUGAAGUUUGUUGAAAUUAGUAAACACUUGUGCGUGUUUCAAUUGUUACUGAGCGGAAUAUUUUUGAACCGAACGCGGGUGAAGAAUGUAGAUGUCUCUGUAUUCGAUAGA